AAUGGUUCAUAGAGAGUAAUAAGAAUAUGAUGAACGAGAAAAAUUCAACGCCACUGUCUGCGUUCAGCGAGACCACUUGAACGACAUGAGCCCAUCUUUCAAACUUAAAAUUUUCAGCUGGAGACAACUUUCCCAGUACAUUAUGGUGAUUGUAUUCCAUGUCAAAAUGAUUGGAACACUAAACUUACUUCACUUAUCAUGCAUGUUUGUGCAAGUCUCUCUAUUGGGUCAAGGUUUCGCAGUCUCCAACUGUACAGGAGAUAGACAAAACAAACAAGUGAAGGAUAUUGAUUACCUUGGUUGCUAUGAAACUGGAUGCUUGAACAUGGAGUACAACAUUAGCUAUCCAGAAAACAGUGGGACCACGCCCAAAUCGUGCUCAUCCAGAUGCGGAGAAAUCGGGUACCUUCUGGCCUUCGUCUAUAAAGGAUCUAGAUGUUCCUGUUCCUGCAAUGAUACAGGCCUAGAUGAAAAGGUCGAUGAUUAUAGAUGCGGGUUACCCUGCCAGCAGGGUGACGAGCAAUUUUGUGGUGGGAUAAACUUCAGUGUUGUGUACCAAGUAAAAUUCUCAACACUGAACACUUCAAACUUGACCGGUGAAAAAACGACUGAUGAACCCGGUGGUUCUUCCAGGGGCUACGUCACUCUUGUGACACUUCUCGUUUUCUUCUUUUUCAUCAUAUGCGGUUUGGUAAUCACGGUGGCCUUCUUUCAUCGACGCUUGCAGAAGUGGCAUCCGCCCAAUAUCAUAAGUGAAUACAGCAGAAGGAUCACCCUUAGGAGGAGAGCACCUUACCCCACCAUAGAUCGCCAUCGUGCCUUGGCGAACGAGGAUGAGCGUGACCCUCGCCGCAAUGCAGAGAUGCCGUCCUCUACACCUACCCUUCCGAGGCGCGAUCGCCUCGGAGACGCACUGCGUCAUCCAAUCGAAGACAUCAACCCAUACUCAUAUGGACACGGCGCGGAUCACAAUACUUAUCAGGUACCGCAAUAUGCUACUCUCGAACGUAACGUCAGUGUGCCACCGGGCUUCGAUGACGAUGAUUACGGCAUCACAAAACCAAACGCUGGAUUGACUAUGAUAAGCCCUCAAGCAUAUGGUAAUGGAGAAGACGGCUAUCUCGUGCCGGCAAAAAAUGUGAGGGUAAUCAGCUCUCCUGCGUAUGAUUAUUUAAACCGUUAGUUUUUUUGUGUGUGUGUUUCGUAACUGCUUUAAUACGCAUUAACAGAAACACAUCUAUCGGUGUACCCCUAUAUAUAACAAAUACACCAAUACGUGUAAUUCCCGCAAAAUGUGGACUUUACACAAACAAAGAGCAAACAUAACUAUACAACCACAUACUAAUUUGGAUAUUGGCUUGCUCAAUCAGAUCGGGGAGGUCUAUGCACGUGUAUGGCAACUACAUGUAAUCGGUAACGAGAACCUAAGAGUGAACACAAAUUUGGGUUCAAUUUCCACCUCCUUUUUUUAGAAGCAUUCCCUAAUCUCAUAAUGGGAUGUAAGGGAUAACAGGCGCAGUGUGUAUUUUCCCACCCUGAAUCAAAUUUUUGAAUGAAUACAUCUUUGUUACAAAUAUUGUUUAUUCUGAUAAAAGUCUGUAUCACUUGAAUGAAACUGUAAAUGCUGAACCAACAAGUGUCUGUAAAUGUGUAUGUGUAUGUGUGUUUUGAACAAUCAAGCUUACUAUAUUAUCUUUAAAAAAUGCAAUUUCAUUAUUUUUCUUAACUCCACAUGGAAUAUCAAGUUUAUUAAUUCAGAGAUUAAACUUAACAACCAUUUUUUUACAGAGUUGAAAAUACUAGGUUUACAGGCGUUUUCAUUGAUAGUCAUUUAGCAUGGAUACAUCACAUAAAUUAAGUUGAGAACAAAGUUGCAAAACUUGCUAAAACUGUAUUGCGUACAUUAUAUUGCUAUUUAAUCUUGCCAUAUUUCUUAUUGUAAUUUGGUCUGGACUAACACAUACCAAAGGCAUCUUGAAAGAUAAAAUAUGUUCCCUUAGGAAUAAAAUUGUACGUAAUAUUUCUUCAGACGACAAGAUGCAAUUAGCCAUACUAAAAUGUUAUUUUAUUCCAUAAAAUUGUUGAAAUUAGAUAACAUCAGCAAUCUUCCCGUCUGUGAUUAUUCUUAGUAUAGAGGUGUUCACAUUCCCAAAUUCCAUUAAAUAUCGUGAAUCGUUUAAGUGUGUUUCAAACAUACAUCAUUUUCAUACCCUCUCAAAUAGUCAAAUGUUUAGUCCUAAACGCAGAAAGAUGAUCUUCCAACACAACAUCCGCUAUAGUAUUAUUUUAUUUGUAUUGUUUACUGUAUUUAUUUAUGUAUACAGGCGUAUCCCACCACAAGCCCUGCUUUAGGGCACAUGCCUUCUUUUAUAACCUUAAAAAUAUUUAUGUUCUUCAUGACAAUCUUAUUUUUGUAUGAGUUUAUGUUAAUGAAAAAUCAAGAAAUUUUGUGAAAUGGAAGAAAAGUGUUUAUUCAAAAUGAAUCGAAUUGCAUCGAAAUAAUUUUUUCCCGUUAAAAGUGAAACAAUUUCAUGCUAUGCGCAAUCUAUUUAAUUAGAAUCAUACAUUAAGAAGAAGGCUGAAUGCCACUAAAAUGUAUGCUUUACUAUCUGUGUUAUCAAGCCAUGAUUUAAUGAUUACUGUUGAAUGUGGCACUAAACAUUUGCCGGUACACAUCAAGUUUCUUUUAUAUACUGUAUUUUCCGUAUUUUCAUGUGUAGUUAAAAAUUAAUCGGAUUACGUCAAAAAUAAGGGGCGAUCAAUUUUGAUAUGUUAUUGAUUAUCAUCUUUUCGAAAAUCCAUAAGCGGAACGCUUUCAUUCCAUGAGAAAAUUAAAAGGAAAAAUGCAGUGUGUGGAACUCAAGAAUAGAAUAUAAUCGAUGGACUUAUAUGAAUUUUCUCCUGAAUAAAAGCAUGUAGAAUCAUCGUUAUCACAAGUAUGCAGUUUCAUUUUCUAUGGAGUGUAAAUAAAAAUACAAAGAACUCUCUGACAUCACAGGCAAACCUUUUGUAUAUUUCAAAACAUUACCUAUAUGCCCAGGUAUAUGUAGAAUCACAAAGAUAUUGUACAAAGGGUAUAUAAUGUUGAAUGGUUUCUUUCCAUUUACAUUUCUACAGUCAGUUCCUAUAUAGCAAUUGAGGCAUGAUACAUGUAAAUAUGCAAUUUUAUCUUACAAUUUAAACCUACUACUUACAACUUUUUACUCGCUAUAUUCUGAAAGUUUUAGAAGGAAUUCAUUCUGUGCAGGUACUAAAAAUAUUUAUAAAUGAAAUAAAAAUGUGAGAUAUUAAGGUUUAUUUAGUUUUGUAAAGGCGGCAGCACUUUAAGGCUUUGUCUUUCCAGUUGCAUCCUCAUUCAUUCAUGCGUACUUUUUUGUAAUAUGGUACAAAUUCUAUCAAUACUGUAUUAUUUUACCUUUUCCUCCCUUGUAAUGUUUGUAUGUUAAGUAGUGUUUUUUUAACGAUAAAUCAAAUAAAUGCUAUCAAUCUAAAAAAUAAUCUAAUUAUUUUGUUUAAUGUUACAUAUUUUUCGACAAUGAAUUCAAAUUCUGAAAAAGAGUAUUCACAGCAAAAGACGGACUGUACCAAUGUUCAUAAUGAGCUUAAUUAAAAACAAAAAGAAAAGAAAAUAUUGUAAUGUUGAAAUAAAAAACGUUUAGUCACGUAGGUGUUGAGAACUCACAGAGUGACGGAGAUGUUAUGAUUACAUAAACACCAAUUGAUUUUUCAAACAUAUCUCCUUGAUAGAGCUCAAAUUAUGAAUUCAAACUGUUUUACAUUCGACGAUGAGUAAA
Lytechinus variegatus (green sea urchin) is the source of this 3794-nucleotide messenger RNA. RefSeq lists its product as uncharacterized. The record is from RefSeq and is a predicted model, not a curated record. The transcript has 4 exons. Lineage: Eukaryota; Metazoa; Echinodermata; Echinoidea; Temnopleuroida; Toxopneustidae. Bases 86 to 1183 code for a protein of 365 amino acids.